GUUUCUGCCACUUGAAGACGAAGGAACUGAAAAUAACCGAUUGUGAUCAUGACCGUCAAGUCUGCACUGUGGAUCCUUCUCUCUAUCACCAUCCAGUGCGCGGUUCUGCAGGAGUCCGACUACGACGAUGAAACAGACGACUACUACCAAGAACCUCUGAACUGCUCGACCACAGAGAGAAUCAGAGGCGGACAUGUCACCUACUCACAGGGCGGCAUGGAGGGCAGCGUGAUGACCUAUCACUGUGGUCCAGGGAAAUACCCAUUUCCCGUCAGCUUCAGAACCUGUGGUGCUGAUGGAGACUGGUCAGCGAUGAGACUACCCACUGGCAGACUUGUAUCCUGGGCCAGUUGCAAAGACAUGCUGUGUCCGGGCCAGCUGCAGCUGGACAACGGUGAGUUUUGGCCCAGGGAUCAGUGGUUCCGAAUUGGCACUACACAGAGCUUUUCCUGCCAGGAGGGGUUCUCUUUUUACGGAUCAGCAGAGAGAAACUGCACCGCAUCAGGAGAGUGGACCGGAGCUACACCCAUCUGUGACGAUCAUGUAUUUACAGUCAAUGAUUGCAAUGACCCAGGGGUCCCUCCAGGGGCCGAGAGAUCGGGUGACCGGUUCCGGACAGGUGCAAAAGUAACUUAUCGUUGUCAGGCUGGGAUGCAUCUGCUGGGGUCGGCUGAAAGGGUUUGCCUGGAGAACAGGGAGUGGAGUGGUUCGUCACCAAGGUGCCAAGCUCCUCACGCCUUCGAUACGCCCAGCUCUGCAGCCGCAGCCUUGGCUGGAUCCCUCGCCGGAGUGAUGGACGUUCUUUCCCCAGAUUCCAAAAAGAAAAAUGUUACCCGGUCAUUUGGGCGAAGCUUUCUUGUGGGUGAAGUCAGUCGUAUGAAUGUCUACAUUUUGCUGGACACAUCAGGAAGCAUCAACAAGCAGAACUUCGAUGAGGCAAGGACUGCAACCAUCGCUCUGAUCAGAAAGCUUGACAGCUACGACGUCCAGCUGAAUUUCCACGUGUUGUCGUUUGCUACGGAAACUAAAGCCAUUGUCAAUAUCACAGAAACAGAGACAAGUGGGGAUAUCGAGGAGGUCAUAUUCGAAAUAACAAACUUCGACUACCACAGUCACGGGCGUAAGACCGGCACCAAUCUCUAUUCUGCUCUGGAAAAUGUCCUGAAAGUGAUGAGUUACUUAAAUGAAAACAGACACAAGAACCAUUUUAAUGAAACCCAGAACAUCAUCAUCAUAGAAACAGAUGGUUAUUCCAACACAGGGAAAAAACCUGAAGCUGCUCUGGCCAGAAUCAGGAGCUUGCUGGGCUACAGUACAACUCAACCUGACCACACGCAUGAAAAAAUGCUGGAUAUUUAUGUUUUCGGUGUUGGAGACCAAGUUAAUAAAGAUGAGCUGAACUUAUUGGCCUCAAAUAAGAGGGGUGAGCAGCAUUACUUUAACCUCAAAACCUAUGGCACUCUGGGAAAGAUGUUCAACAGCAUAAUCAGUGAUAAGAGUGUGACGAUGUGCGGGGUAGCUCAGGAAGAUGUCUCCAAAGACGAGGCAGAGGAUCUUGACGGUAAAGUCUACACCAAGCCUUGGCAUGUGAUUCUAACAUCAGGUGAAUGGGGAAAGAAGAAGUAUUGUUCAGGAUCCAUUUUAAACAUAAACUGGGUGCUGACAGCUGCUCACUGCUUUGGGACAAGCAAUCACACAGCCAUUAACGAGCUAACUCUAAAUUACGGUCAAGGAAUGGUGCCCUUCAAUAACGUGAUCAUACACCCCAAAUUCAACAUCAAAGCUCUGAGACAUCGGAAUGUCUCAGAGUUUUAUGACUAUGAUGUGGCUUUGGUGAAGACAGCCCGGCCCAUCCCGCUGUCCUGGACGGCCAGACCCAUCUGCUUGCCUUGUACCGUGGCAGCCUCUCGAGCCAUGAAAAAAAUCAACUCCACCUGCGAGCAGCACAGGGCUGAACUCCUAGCGCACACUGAGACUCCUGCCUUCUUCACCCAUCAGAAGAAAGAACGUAGAAAAACUCAUAUCCAUCUGAAAAGCCAGAGGCCCGCCUGUGUGGAGAAAGCUAAGCUAACACUAACCAAGCCCACAGAUGUAUCUUUGGAAGAAUACGUUUCAGAGAACUUCCUCUGCACUGGGGGCUCUGAAAAACACCAGGAUUCAAGCAGCUGCAAAGGUGACUCUGGCGGACCUCUCUUUUUGCAGAAAAGGAAGCGCUUCUUUCAGGUGGGAGUGGUGAGCUGGGGCACCAUAGAAAUGUGUGAAGAAGCUAAAUGGACCAACAAAGGAUUCAGCAGCAGCAGGCCGCCUCCCGAUGCUCGAGAUUUUUACAUCGACGUCUUCAAGAUUAUCCCGUGGCUGAAGGAGCACCUGGGGAACGAGCUCCAGUUUCUCUCUUAGAGCAGGGGAGCAGAUCCUGGACCAGUCUGCAUAGUCAGCGACAGUCUAAGCCAUCAUAAUCCAUAGCAGAUAUAAUCUAGGUUUGUAAUAUCAAAUGAGGUCUUCAG
This is a messenger RNA of Cyprinodon variegatus (sheepshead minnow), 2504 nucleotides long. RefSeq names its product complement C2-like. Gene Ontology annotation, molecular function: serine-type endopeptidase activity. Gene Ontology annotation, cellular component: extracellular region. Bases 49 to 2397 code for a protein of 782 amino acids. The record is from RefSeq and is a predicted model, not a curated record. Gene Ontology annotation, biological process: complement activation; proteolysis. Lineage: Eukaryota; Metazoa; Chordata; Actinopteri; Cyprinodontiformes; Cyprinodontidae. The transcript has 19 exons.